Trachemys scripta elegans is the source of this 5267-nucleotide messenger RNA. It is a transcript of the gene SMG6, whose product is annotated as SMG6 nonsense mediated mRNA decay factor. The transcript has 19 exons. The record is from RefSeq and is a predicted model, not a curated record. Gene Ontology annotation, molecular function: telomerase RNA binding; telomeric repeat DNA binding; protein binding. The coding region runs from base 21 to 4292 and encodes 1423 amino acids. Gene Ontology annotation, biological process: nuclear-transcribed mRNA catabolic process, nonsense-mediated decay. Gene Ontology annotation, cellular component: telomerase holoenzyme complex. NCBI's taxonomy places the organism in Eukaryota, Metazoa, Chordata, Testudines, Emydidae.
GGGGCGGGACGGGAGCGAAGAUGGCGGCGGAGCUGGAGCGGGUGCGCAUCUCGGCCGCGGAGCUGAGGGGCAGCCUGGCGGCGUUGGGGAGGGCCCCGGGGGGCGGGGGCCGAGAGAGCAUGAAGGAACUGAAGGAGCCCAGGCAUCGUAAAGAUAACCGGCGUCCAGACCUUGAAAUCUACAAGCCUGGCCUCUCCCGGCUUAGGAACAAACACACACUAUUAAAACAGGAAGCCUCAGUGUAUGAAGGGACCAGAUCUGAGGAAUCCAAGGAUGAAACUGCUAGUGACAAAGAUCCUGCUGGUGCUGGAGGGGGAUCUCAGGUCACUGGAGAUCUCAGCAAAGGUGACAGCCAGAAGCAGAAUGGUCCCUCCCAGGGAAAUGGAGAGAUGGAAAGUAAAGCUGUUUUUCAGAGCCAAGAGAAUUUGGAUAAACACUCUGUCUCAGAUGACUGGUGUCCCAGGAUCAUCAGGAGAACCAAGAAGCCGGACCAGCAGAUCUAUCAGCCUGGGAAACGCCUGCAGACCAUUGCCAAGGAGGCAGCUAGCCAGCCAGCCAAUGAUGAAAUUGCCAGUAAGAUGGAACAGCUGAGAGUUGAAGGAGAUGAAGAGACUGAAAGGGACAUUGGGAAAGGCAGCAACAGCAGCAGAACUAAACUUAACAGAGAGGAGAGGGAGGGAAGCCUGACUAGUGAGGGAGUGAAAACCACAAGGGGAGAAAAAGGAAGGCAGGUAGAGCGGGCUGACAGGGUCAGGAAAUCAGGUGAUGACUUGAUCCAGGGGAAGCUGGGAUCUACAAAGCGAUACUCCCGCUCUGACAAACGGAGGAGCCGAUACCGCACCUGUAGCACCAGCUCAGCAGGGAGCAACAACAGCACAGAUGGAGCCCCACUGGCUGACGGGGGAAAGAAGCGACAGGAGCGGGCCAAAGAGAGAAGCCGUCCUAAAAAACAGCUCUCUGCUUCCUCCACUGACUCUCUGGAAGAUGACAAAAUUGGGGAGACAGAAGCAUUUGGCGCCAGCAGGAAUUCAGAGAGAAAGCACCCAGAGCAGAGCCGGGCUAAAAGUGAGAGUGAGUGGAGCAGCAAUGGGAAGGAGGUCAAGGGAGCCCCGCGCGUCACUUUCGAUAAUAGGUCUGUGAACAGAGACAUCCCUGUGGCACACACGGACAAGAAAAAGCCUCCAAAGGCUUUUAAUGUAAGUGACUCCAUAGAGGCUGUGGAGGUGAAGGGCAGGGAGCCUCAGGGGAGAGGCCGUGGGAUUCUCAUCCUGCCUGCCAACACAGACCUCUCUGCCAGUGCUGCAGGCUCUCCCGAAUCUACUCAGCCUGGGCCCAGGCUCCUGCUUGGUAGUGGCGGCAGCAAGGGGCCCAGAGGCCGGGGCCGUGGAGGCACUAUGCGCAGGUUAUGGGAUCCAAACAACCCGGACCAAAAACCUGCUCUGAAGAGCCAGACCUCACAGCUUCAUUUUCUAGAUACUGAUGAUGAAGUGAGUCCCACUUCCUGGGGGGAUGCACGCCAGUCACAGGCCUCCUACUACAAAUUUCAGAAUUCUGACAACCCCUAUUAUUACCCAAGUCCAAAAGGCCAAAGUCCUCAGUAUCCUUAUGGAGGGUAUUCUUUGCCAUAUCAGAUGGGCCCCAAUAACAGUGUUUACCCAGGAGCUUACUACCCCGGAUAUCCAGGCCAGUCAGGGCAGUAUAUCUGCAGCCCCCUCCCCUCUGCCCCUUUGAGUCCUGAGAUGGAACAGCAGAUGAGGAACAUACAGCAGCAGGAGCUCAGCAAACUCCUCCGAGAGGCUGGGAACCAGGAACAGCAGCUCAGCAACCUGCUUUCCAGAGACCGCAUCAGCCCUGAGGGUCUUGAGAAGAUGGCACAACUGAGAGCAGAGAUGCUGCAACUGUAUGAACGAUGCAUCCUCAUGGAUAUUGAGUUCUCCGAUAACCAGAAUGUGGAUCAGCUGCUCUGGAAGAACGCCUUCUAUCAAGUGAUUGAGAAAUUCCGGCAGCUCCUCAAGGAUCCACUAGGGGAGAACGGGCAGGAAAUUCGGAACAAACUGCUUCAGCUCCUCGAUGAGGGCACUAUUUUCUUUGACAAUUUGCUUCAGAAGCUGCAGGUGUCAUACCAGUUCAAACUGGAGGAUUAUAUGGAUGGGAUGGCCAUUCGCAGCAAGCCCUUGCGGAAGAUGGUGAAGUACGCGCUGAUCAGUGCCCAGAGGUGUAUGAUUUGUCAAGGGGACAUUUGCCGGUACAGGGAGCAAGCGAACGACACAGCAAACUAUGGGAAAGCACGCAGUUGGUAUCUGAAGGCUCAGCACAUUGCCCCCAAAAAUGGCCGUCCAUAUAAUCAGUUGGCUCUGCUGGCUAUCUACACGAGGAGGAAGCUGGAUGCUGUGUACUAUUACAUGCGCAGCCUGGCUGCCAGCAACCCCAUCCUCACAGCCAAGGAGAGCCUCAUGAGCCUGUUUGAAGAGACAAAACGCAAGGCUGAGCAGAUGGAACAAAAGCAGCAUCAGGUGCUGGAACUGAGCCCCAGCCGAUGGGGGAAGGGCAAGAAGUCCACAUUCCGACAAGUUGGAGACGACGCCACUCGGCUGGAGAUCUGGAUUCAUCCCUCCCACCCCCGCUGCUCCCAUGGCCAUGAAUCCGGCAGGGAGUCUGAGCAGGACAACGGGCUUGGGAACCUCAGCCCCAGUGAUCUGAACAAAAGGUUCAUCCUCAGUUUUCUCCAUGCCCAUGGGAAGCUGUUUACCAGGAUUGGGAUGGAGACGUUCCCGUCAGUGACAGAAGAGGUGCUGAGGGAGUUCCAGGUGCUGCUGAAGCACAGCCCUCCUCCCAUCGGAAGCACCCGCAUGCUGCAGCUCAUGGCUAUCAACAUGUUUGCGGUGUACAACUCCCAGCCCAAAGAGUGCCUCUCGGAGGACUGUCGCUCAGUGCUCCAGGAACAGGCCACAGCGCUGGGACUCUGCAUGUUUGCCCUGCUGGUGAGGCGCUGCACCAGCUUACUGAAGGAGUCCGUCCGAGCUUGGCCCCAGGAAGCAGAGCAGGAUGAGGAGGAUGAUAUCAAGGUCUCCGCCUUGCCCCAGGAUCUGAAGGAGCUCCUCCCCAGCGUGAAAGUCUGGUCGGACUGGAUGCUCGGCCACUCGGACACCUGGAACCCCCCUCCCACCUCCCUCGAGUUGCCCAAACAGGUCUCAGUGGAUGUGUGGGCGACACUGGCCGACUUCUGUAACAUACUGACCACAGUGAAUCAGUCGGAGGUGCCGUUGUACAAGGACCCCGAUGAUGACCUUUCCCUGCUCAGCCUGGAAGAGGAUCGGCUCCUUUCGGGCUUUGUCCCCCUGCUGGUCGCCCCCCAGGAGCCCUGCUACGUGGAGAAAACCUCGGACAAGGUUAUUGCAGCUGACUGCAAGAGGGUCACAGUUCUGAAGUAUUUCCUGGAAGCCCUUUGUGGACAAGAAGAGCCUUUGCUGGCAUUCAAGGGUGGAAAAUAUGUGUCAGUGGCACCCGUCCCAGACGCCAUGGGAAAGGAAAUGGGAAGCCAAGAGGGAAAACAACUGGAAGAUCAGGAGGAUGACUUGAGGAUUGAGGCGUUUGAAGAUGAUUCUGAGGCUGAAGUCAGUGGAGAAGAGUUUGACAUCAGGGAACUCAGAGCCAGGAAGCAAGCGCUGGCCAGGAAAGUAGCUGAGCAGCAGCGUCGUCGGGACAAGAUUCAGGCUGUGCUGAAGGAUCAGAGCCAGAUGCGGCAGAUGGAGCUGGAGAUCAGACCUGUCUUCCUGGUGCCAGACACCAACGGCUUCAUCGACCACCUGACUAGCCUGAAGAAGCUGCUGGAGUGGCGGAAGUUCAUCUUGGUGGUGCCCCUGAUUGUGAUCAAUGAGCUGGAUGGCCUGGCCAAGGGCCCGGAACUGGAGCAUCGGGCUGGGGGCCAUGCCCGCCUGCUGCAGGAGAAAGCCAGGAGAUCCAUUGAGUUCCUGGAGGAGCGCUUUGAGAAUCGCGACAACUGCAUGAGGGCUCUGACUAGCCGUGGCAACGAGCUCGAAUCCAUCUCCUUCCGCAGCGAAGACACCACCGGCCAGCAGGGCAACAACGACGACCUGAUUCUGUCCUGCUGUCUCCAUUACUGCAAUGACAAGGCCAAGGACUUCAUGCCCACCAACAAAGAUGAUCCAAUCCGUCUGCUCAGAGAGGUGGUGCUGCUCACGGACGAUCGGAACCUGCGUGUCAAGGCACUGACCCGGAACGUGCCCGUGCGAGACAUUCCCACCUUCCUGAAGUGGGCCCAGGAGGGCUGAGCGGGUGUGACUGAGGAGGAGAUGUCCCCGCGUGAGUGACGCAGCGUGUUGCUGGUGGGAGAAUGGCUUUCAAGGCAGCCCUGCACCACCACCACUGCCUCCCGACCCACCAUUGAACAAUAAAUACCACGUCUUCAAAGCCAGCCCCAAAUGGCCAUGCUGCAAAGGGAAGGUCCCUGCUGUGGAUGGGUCGUGCGGAGGCCAGGACUCUGCGGGUUGCCAGGGCCUUUGGGAAGAGUGGGGGGCAGAGCAGGGGGCACUGGUCCCUGGGGAAAGCUUUGGGCUAGCCCCAUUGCCCUUGUCAGCAUCCUUGACUGGAGAGAGCUCCCGUUGGAGGCCAGUGUUCUCCUUGGAGCUGUGCUCUGAGCCGGCCAGAGGAAUGGGAGCCUCCUGUCUGUUAACUGGCUACGGAAAGUGGGAGGGACCUGGCGUUGUGGCAGUUCCUGCUGGCGGUUUCCAGAGGCGCUUGUGUUCCUGCUGGAGCCCUGGUGCACCCCUGAGACACUGAACAUGGAGGUCAGGGUCUGUCCUGCUCUCUCUGGCCAUUUCGCUCACACCUUGGCUGUUCCUCUCCGCCUGUCUCGAUUCUUUCAUCUGUCCACUUGGCUGGCAGCUCAUUGGAGCCCUAGUUGUGUCCCACGGGAAUAGGGCUGCAGCAGCCCCAUCACUUCCCACCACUGGAGUCUGGGUGGAAAGUAAUGGAUAUUUGGCUCCUUUUCCCGUUUUGAAGAUGCUCUGGUCCCCUCUCCAGCACGGGGGCAGCAGGUCCUGCUCUGAGAACCUCACCACGAGCUUUAGGGUUGUCUAUUGUUCAGGAUCCAUUGCUGCUAAGGAAAAGCAUUAAAUACCCAGGCUGCAUUGUACCUUGAUUGCUCCAUACAUCCUCUGCCCCACAUACCUCCUGAGCCCCCUGCCCCACACACCCUCUGCUCCUCUGCCCCAUAUACCUCCUGAGCCCCCUGCUCUGCUCCUCUG